AGGGGAGGAGGGAGGGAGGGAGGGAGGGAGGGGUUUCUGGAGAGAAGACAGAAGAGAAGGGGGGAGAAAAGAGGAGGGGGAGACAUAUAAAAGCCCCCUGUAGUUCGAGCCACACUUUAUCCAGCCCGUGUCUCCAGCUCUGUCCACAGUCACCGAGAAGCCCUAUCUCUCUCUCUCUCUCUCUAACACACACUCUUACACACACACUCAUACACUCGCUCAGAAUCUCGACUGCUCAACGUGUGGCUCUCUGUCUCACAGAAGUACUCGCACAAACUUUGAUUGGCUGCACGCUCGCUCUUUCACACACACACACACGCUCUCACACUCACACGUUCGCGCUCCUCGGUACGACCUUCAGCAGCUGCGCUCACAAAGAAAGGAUGAUGAGAGACUCCACGAGGAGAAUGAAUGACUUCUGGGGAAGGAUGUCUGUCGCUCUGCUGUUCUGUGCCCUGCUCCUACAAGGUGGAUUCUGCCAGGAUGAUGCUGCCACUGACGCCACUGACGCCCCCGCCGUCACUGACUCCGCCGCCGUCCCAGCCAGGGGUGAUGGGGACCCCACUGAUGCUCCCGGGGGGGACCCCCAAACUCCUAUCGAAAUCUCGGUUCCCACAAUCUUCCCGCUUGGAGGAGAGACUGACAACACAGGCGUCACCUUGGCAACCACAGCCCCAGAUGCUGCCACAGACGAUGCUGGGGCCGCAGACCAGACAGGGGUCACCGCCGCCACCACUGCCUCCGGUGCCCUAGAUACCGUCGUCACUCAGGAGCCCGCGGCCCCUGCAGACAGCGACACCAGCCAGACCUCCCAGACUCCCGUCCCACACGACUCGGCAGGCAGUGAUGUCACUCAGGCGCCGGCCGUAGUUGUGCAGACCGACAAACCAACAGUAUCAGUCGAGUGUGUGAGCCAAGAUGCAGUGAAAGACAAAACUAUGGUGAAGAUUGAGUUGGAAUCUCCAAUGGACUGUAACAUUGUCAAGAAGGACAUAGAGGAGGCCUUUUGCCGGGACAAACAGUUCUGUGAAAUUUUCAUCACCCAGGAAGAAAAUAUGUUGACGUUGUCAGGAGAAACCAUCGAGGAAAACGCGGUAGCAGCAUCAAAGAAGCUCCAGGAGAGUCCGCUGAAGGAUGCGCUGGGAGUGCUGCAGGCUGAGCCGGUCGUGGUCCAGCGGAGCUCUGCAGUGUUGUGCACCAUCUUGGUCAUAGGUCUCCUGGUGGCCGCUGGACUCAUUGCAGGGUACAUGUGGAUGAACCAUCGCAGAUCCAACAACAAGGGCAUGAGACUGGCUGGAGACUCGUACCCGGUGGAUGAGGAGAACCAGGGCAACACCCUGAUGUCCGUGGCCCCGCUCAACCCCCCCGAGCCCCAGGAGAAGCCCAGCAUCAACGGGGAGUCCCUCGACGGCGUGAAGACCCAGGUCCCCGCCGCCACCAACGGCCACUCCACAGCCAAAACCCCCGUGGCUGACACUGAGCUGUGAGGGGGAGCGAGGCGACCCCCCCCCCCGCCACCACGCCCAGAUAGCCGGAUCCACGCCACAACGGAGCCAAAUCCGCACAGGAACCAGCUGCUGUCUGGGCUACUGCUUCAAUCAGAAACACACACACACACAAACACACACACACACACAUAUGUGCAGACACUGACGCACACACAUGGGCAGACACACACACACACACACACAUACACACCCACACACACACACAUACACUGACACACCCUUGAUCUUCAAACUCCUUUGUACCCUCAGUGACUUGACUCCAUCUACAAGCAUGACCCCUCAGCUAUGUAACUAUAAAGAGGGUGAUAACGAGGCCUUAACGGUGCCUUAAUAAGAAACUAUGAAUUUGAUUAUGAAUAGGUAGUUAUUGUAUGUUAACCAUGGUUAACAGUGGUUGAUGUAAAUGAUAAACAAAAAAAAAUUAUAAUACUGAUGACGAAUAAUGAUGUUUUUGGUGAAGGUAGUUACUGAAUAUCGACUACCCGGGUUUUUGAUGAAAUGGUAAACCAAAUGACAGUAAUAGUGGCGGCAGUGGUCAAGGUGAUGGCGUUAGUGAUGCGUUUCGUACGCAGAGGUGUAAAGGUUGGCCUCUGACUUAUUGAUGUUAGGAGUCUAGUCCGAGUCUGUGGAGGGGAGGCUCUCCCUGCCUCACCACUGGCCUCCUUGACUGCAGCGUGCCAUCCCAAAGCCCUGUGCCUUGUUUCAGUGUUUCACAAGCCUCCCAAAGGUGUCCACACACACACACACACAGACACACACACACACACACACACCUCCCAAAGUGCCUCUGCACCGAUGGGCUUGGUGGGGCAAACGCCCUGAGAUAAUCAUUAUAGUAGUACAGACUUACAUCUUCACAUCUGUUUACAAACAACUCUGAACAAAAGUGAUUGGAGGUAUGUGUUUAUUGAGGUGUUCGAGUUCGGAUGUCUGUGUACACGAACGUGAGUCUUCGGUGAGCAAAUACUUGUAUGUCUCCCGUGUUUUAAAAUAGUGCGUUCUUAUAUGAAGGCUUGUAUGUGGUUUGUGUGAGUGUGUGUGUGUGUGUGUGUGUGUGUGUGUGUGUGUGUGUGUGCAUGUGUGUGUGUGUAUGGCUAUUAGUGGCCGAUGUGUGUGUGUGUGUGUGUGACAACAUGACAGUCAUGUGUAACUGUUUAUCUCAACAAAGGACAAAGUGAUGACUCGGAGGAGUGUGUGCAGACGGAGUGUGUGCUCCUCUGACACGUCAGACUCACGGUUACUGAAGAGAAAGUCUGUGAUUUGAAGUAGAGAAGUUCAGAAUAGACCUCCAGUUCAUUACUGCAAGCAGCCAGGAUUACGUCAGUAUGCAUCCAGGCAGCGCAAGCAAACUUCAUAAACAGUCUCAAUGUGUUACUGAAAACUGAUAAAAAAACAAUUGAUCAUUUUUUUGGAGUGUGUAUUUGUACAGCUUUGCAAUUCAGUAUUAUGCCUUUUAAAUGAAAAAAAAAUACCAUAGUAUUAGAGUAGUUAUAUACAUAGUGGUUAAUGUUAACUUUUUUUUUUUUUUUGCUUGUUUGUGUUUUGUAUUCCUUUGUUUUUCUUCUUUACUCAUACCUUCUACUGUACAUCAGCCUUAAGCCAAAGACAAACACUGAGUGUGUGUGUGCCUGUGUAUGAGCAAGAGGGACAGACAGAGACAAAUUGUGUAAAAGUGUGUGAGUGUGUGAGAGACAGUCGCAGAGUGAGUGCUUGAGUGUGUGACAGAGAGAGAGAGAGAGAGAGUGUCUGUUUCUCUGAGUGUUGUGCUGUUGCCUGUGAUGGUCAUCUUUGUGCCUUCCUGUUUGUAUAGGCCUGAUAAUGUACAGUUUUUUUUUUUAUGUAUGAAUAUCUGACAUGGUCUUUUUUAAUUUCCCAUGUAAUUGUUCAAUCAACAUCACUGAGUGAGUAUGCUCUCUCAAAAGCAAUGAGUCAUCUGUUAAAGGAAGCAGGGCCACUUGUGUCAAGGGCAGCUUUGUCUUGUCUCUCCACUCAGUCCUCAGUCCCCAGCCUGUCACUAUGACAACAGCAUGUCUUUCUGUAGUAUUCCAUGACAACCUUCAACAUAAGAAUGUAGUUAAAUACUCUGGGCACUCAGACAGCUCAUACCCUUAAGGUAGCUAAGAAAUGUUUCAUGUGUAAAAAUAGGUUAGCGGAACCUGAUGCUUUCUUUGCGAUCUUCACAAUCAUCUUCGCGAUCAACAACACAAAUGUCUGUUUGUCUGUUUUUCAGUCAGUUUUGUUUUACAAUUUAACAUUCCCUAGCAAAACUGUUGUUUCAUUUAAAUAUUCAGUUUCUCUUAGCUGAUGUUCAAGGACAGGAAUAAAAGUUUGGAAAACAAA
This is a messenger RNA of Clupea harengus (Atlantic herring), 3848 nucleotides long. RefSeq lists its product as uncharacterized. Gene Ontology annotation, cellular component: membrane. The record is from RefSeq and is a predicted model, not a curated record. Gene Ontology annotation, biological process: cell adhesion. NCBI's taxonomy places the organism in Eukaryota, Metazoa, Chordata, Actinopteri, Clupeiformes, Clupeidae.